AUGGUCGUCACUGAUUGGGAUAUUAACUGCCGCAUCUUGCUUUGGGAUGACAAAGGAUGCGGCGAAUCAACACUUGCCACCGAGCCCUUGUUCAACGUGACAUUAAGUGAGGCAAAGGAAAAGAAACAGGCUUUGUUCGACCCUGACACACAACGAGCAUGUUUCAAGAAUGUGGGCGAGGCGAGUCCAAGUUACGCGUCUUACAUCUGCUUGGGCAAACAGGGUGAUGGUACCGAGAGUGGCAAUGGAAAUGGGACGAGCACCAGGCCUGAAGGGGACCUAGGUGAUGAUGGAGGCUGGUAA
Molecule: messenger RNA, 303 nt
Organism: Neoarthrinium moseri
Lineage: Eukaryota; Fungi; Ascomycota; Sordariomycetes; Amphisphaeriales; Apiosporaceae
Exons: 2
Coding region: 1-303 (100 amino acids)
Source: RefSeq, a predicted model, not a curated record